AUGGAAAACAUGGUACCUGAAGAACUGACAGCAGGUCAAAAAUUGCUGGUGGAACUUCUACACGUCCAAGUUUGCAGAAGUAGCUGGAGUAAGGCAUUUGUUUGCCCUUUCGCCUUCUGUCCUGAAACAACAAAGCUAUAUAGGCAUGUUGCUAAUUGUUGGAAAGAUUUAGAGUGCACAGAGAACUUCUGUAUGACAUCGAGGGAUCUUCUAAAGCACUAUCGAGACUGCAAGGAGGAUGGGUGCAAUUUUUGCGGACCUGUAAGAGUCCAACAUAAGCGAAACCUCCCUUCAAUUGAAGAUUUCUCCGAAUUUCUCUCAUAUUUACAAUUUUCAAUUGAUCCGAAUCCGAUUCAAUGGCAGUGGCCUCCACGUGGAUUCAGUUUGUUGACUUCGACUUCACCGAAUAAAGAGUCCCAACAACUGCAAAAGGUGUGCGACCUAUCAGUUGCCCCAAUUGUUUGCAAAGGCACCAAAUCAUUAGACAUUUCCACUCAAUCCCGUGCUCAAAUGAUAUAUAGCAUAAUAGAUUUUACGCUAUCGAACUCGAAUCCUGAGGUAUAUAACGAUCCAAUGAUGUCAGACGUGAUUGAUUAUGCUUCAAGACUUGAAUAUGCGGCUUUUAUGGAGGCAAAAAGUAUAGAUGCCUAUAAUGCGAUAGCUCUUGAUUUGGCUGAUACUGCCAAGUCAGAAUUGGAACAAGAAAAUUGGAUUAAAAGGUAUGAAAAGGCAAGUGAGAAAUUAUUUCCUGCCAGUGAAAAGAACUCAAUCGAUAAGACAAAGUGGAAGCGAUGGGGCGCCUUUGAGAUAUAUGAUGUAUUUGCCCCACUUGUUAGGAAUCUCAUAGUUAGCAGUGAAGGUUGCUGUUUCCGAGAUCUCAAACACCUUAGGCCAACUAGAAGAUACAAUUCUCAAAGAGUUCCACUGCCAGAGGUGGAUUUAAAUACAAUACUGAAUGGAUUGGAAGCUGGUUCGUAUUCAGAUCCAUGGGACGUUGUGAAGGAUUUCCACCAAAUAUACAAAUACGUAUCACAAAAUUUUGAGGAAUGUGAACCGAUCCACAAAGCUGCUAACGAGUUUCUUAGGGUUUUUUGCAGCUCUGCUGAUCCUAUCAUGCAAAAAUUGGGUUAUUGUUGCGGAACCUAUUACUAUAAAGCCAUCACAUUCACAUGUGACACCGGCAAUAAAUGUCCAAUUCGAACAGGUCAUGAGUACCUCGAAUAUGUGAAUAAUGAUAAGCGACUUCUUUCAAGAAGUCUGUACAGGAUUUGCUAUCCAUGCUUUGAAAAAUUGGAGUACAAGGGUAUAUUCACAGAUGACCUUAAUAAAUCUGCUGUGCUUAUUCAAAGGAACCAAUUGAGCGAUAUUCUUGUGAAUAAGGCGCAGGCAGAUGAGUAUUUGAUCUGGUGUCGAGAAUGUGGACGUCGAUUUCAUGCACUAUGCGUUCUCUACAAGGAACAUAUUUGGCCGAAUGGUUAUAUUUGCGCAAGUUGUGUGCAAAGUUUGAAUAGACCGCCAACUCGAAAUCUUCUAAAUGCUGAGAACCUACCCAGAAAUAGACUGAGUGAUUUUAUAGAGGAAAGAGUGAAUCGUUUCCUUAAGAAUAAGAAAAACAUUAUUACCGGUGAAGUGAGAAUUCGUGUCCUAUCUAGUGUCGAUAAGUUUAUGCAAGUGAAACCACAAAUGCGAACGUACUUACAUGCGAAACGAAUGUCCACUGAGCCUUUCUCUUAUCGGCAGAAGGUGGUUUUCGCUUUUCAGGAGGUUGAUGGAAAAGAAGUGUGCAUUUUCGGUUUCUAUUCUCACGAGCAUGGGACGAAUUCAUUGCCCCAAAAUAGGGGACGCGUGUUUAUAGAAUGCGUUGACUGCCUUCGAUACCUUCAGCCGGAAAGUGAAUGCUCUGUGCUCUAUCAGAUCAUUUUGGCUGCCUACUUGGAGUAUGCUCGAAACCUCGGAUUCUGGUGUGCUCAUUUGUACUCUGGUUCGAAGGAGGACGGUGAAGUAGUCGCAAUAUUCUAUGGAAAUUCACAAAACGCGCUGAUGAGAAAUCGUGCAGCUCGACGCGUUCUGUACAAUGGAAUUUGUCAGAUACUAAUCAAUGAAUCUAUCGCAGAGAGCGUGGAAGACAUAU
Rodentolepis nana is the source of this 2131-nucleotide messenger RNA. The record is from the annotation of a GenBank genome assembly. NCBI's taxonomy places the organism in Eukaryota, Metazoa, Platyhelminthes, Cestoda, Cyclophyllidea, Hymenolepididae.